Daktulosphaira vitifoliae (grape phylloxera) is the source of this 1166-nucleotide messenger RNA. RefSeq lists its product as uncharacterized. The coding region runs from base 138 to 659 and encodes 173 amino acids. The record is from RefSeq and is a predicted model, not a curated record. NCBI's taxonomy places the organism in Eukaryota, Metazoa, Arthropoda, Insecta, Hemiptera, Phylloxeridae. The transcript is spliced from 3 exons.
UGAAUUGAUCAAACAGCUAACAAGAAAGUCUUUGAUUGUGCCUAUUUAAUUGUUGUAAUGUGAUUAUUUAGUGACAGUACCAUGUCUUGUUUCUGCAUGUAAAGUGCUUGUGAUUUAUUUUAAGUCUCGCUGUAAAAAUGAGGCUUCUACUAUUUUUAAAAGCAAUUGGAUCUAUUUCGGUGAUGGUCUACGGCCGUGGAAUACUUCCAACUAAAACUAUUCUAAUUACCAAACCAUUCACUACCACAACAGGGUUAAUAAGCUCUUGUGCAAUGAUAGAAGAAGAUGUUCCAGUGUGCAAAGAUCCCCCGGGAUCACACUAUCGAUGGUCUCAAAUACCAACGCCUUACCCAGAAAACGGUUUUGCGGUUGCAGUAGAUGACCGCAGAGCCUUUGAAGACGUCGCCGCGGGGUCGACGAAGCAAGACGAACGUAAAUGGAAGUUGCGGGAGACAGUGACGAAGACAGUACACGAUAAGGUCACCGUAUGGUCUCUACCGGAGACGGUCGUCACGUACUUUCUUAAAGGCUGCAGUCCCACACAGGUGCCGUUCGAUUUGUCACCGUGCACCGAUGACGAUUGGAUAGCAGACAGUCCCGACGAGGUUCGGUUGGAGAGUAGCACUCGAGUCAUUUAUUACGCGCCUCCUGCUCAAUAACGUCAAAGGCCCGAGACAGUUACUGAACAUGUGUGCCUGUGGGGUGUUCCCAUGUCGACAGCACUCGAAACAACCGAACAAUUUUCAAUCUCAAUUUCAUUGGUUCACAAUCGUUUGAAUUUCGAAAAAAGAUUUAUCGGUAACCAAAAUCACCGACAAUUUAUUAAGAAAAACUUCACUUUUUUUACUUAUCAUUGUCAUUGUAAAUGUAAAAUAUUUUAGUUCAAUAUCGAUGUACAAUAAAACCGUUACAACACUACUUUUGUUUAUGACUAAAAAUGUGAAUAACUAACGCUAAUGAGUUAACAAAAUGUCUAACUAAAUUUACAUUUUGUUUGAGACACUACACAUAAAAAAAACUGCACCAUAACUGCCAAAAAGGUUCUUUUACAUUACUUUAUUGUGUAAAUCACAGAAAAUAUACAAAAAUGUUUACUGAAUUAUGGCGAACGACAUUUUCAUGUUUUUAUAUCAUAUGUCAUGUAAAAAUGAAUAACGUUAAUUUUU